AUGCAGAGAUCAGCGAACCUGGCGAGGUCGUAUGAGCGUGAAAUUAGAAAGCAUGACUAUGAAAUCAAUGCCCGGAAGGACAUGUUGGAAAGCUUAGAUGGGGAACAAAAGAAGUGGGAUCUUGAGCUGGAGAGGCUCAGGGAUGCUGAGAAGAUGGCUUAG
Messenger RNA from Fusarium verticillioides 7600, 162 nucleotides. RefSeq lists its product as hypothetical. The transcript has a single exon. NCBI's taxonomy places the organism in Eukaryota, Fungi, Ascomycota, Sordariomycetes, Hypocreales, Nectriaceae. The coding region runs from base 1 to 162 and encodes 53 amino acids. The record is from RefSeq and is a predicted model, not a curated record.